Hemisphaericaspora subhashii is the source of this 1773-nucleotide messenger RNA. RefSeq lists its product as uncharacterized. NCBI's taxonomy places the organism in Eukaryota, Fungi, Ascomycota, Pichiomycetes, Serinales, Debaryomycetaceae. The coding region runs from base 1 to 1773 and encodes 590 amino acids. The record is from RefSeq and is a predicted model, not a curated record. The transcript has a single exon.
AUGAGACUAUUACGGCCUAAAAUAUCAACUUCAGCUUCUAGUGGAUGUAAUUUCAGAAGACGGUUCCAUUUGUCUAUAGCAUUGAAGCAACUUUCAACUCCAUCUUCGUCGUCAACCACCACGAUCAAAAAGAAGUCCAGGCUGACAAUAGAAGCAAAUGAAAGACAAUUCCGGAUACCAUUGGUUCCAGAGCGUAUAAUCCCAAUAAAUAAACAUGAUAUAACCAUCGACAAUGAAAGUAAUAUUAAAUUGAAUUCACCAAUUACAUUGCAACAAGCUUGGAACUAUUUCUAUGCCACAAAACAGUGUCUUUCAUUCGAAAAGAAGAAAGAAGUGGAGGCAGUUCGACGAAAAUGGUUUGCAAUGACCAACUUGAUGAGAGAGGAUAUUAGACUAGCAUAUCAAGAUUUGUUACAGAGUGGGAAGGAUGUCUGGAACAAGCAACAUGUGCAUCUUAAAUUAACAUUGUCUGAAAACAUUUCGGCACUUACUGGCGUUCGGUUUUCAUUUAGCGAUGAUGGAAGUGGUAAAGUCAUAGUUGACGAUGAAGUUAAUCUACACCAUGCGGAGAAGUAUUUCAAUGAAUGUGCCAGUUCUAGCAUUGAGAUCAGUAACAACGUCCGGUCCUCAUUUGAGACUCUUUCCAAUGAGGAAAAGCUAGCAUAUAGGGAUGCCUACCUUGAAUUGCUAUCUUCUGGAAGGGAUAUGUACAAUGGAAAGAUUGUGCCACUUACAGGAACCCCAUCGCAGAAUGAUGACCACCCAUAUAUUGAACCAGAUCCUGAAGAGGAUAUUGAAAUCAAAAUAUUUAAGCCACAAAACCGUGCUCAGGUGUGUCGCUUUUAUGUAAGCUUCGCUAGCUAUCAGUAUUUGCCCGUUGUCUACCGAAACUCUCAAGAUCACUCCACCGUCGCUGCAGCGGCAGAGGCCAUGGCUCAGAAUCAGUAUUAUCUGUUUUCAGCGGCUCGGAAGGACCAUUAUAAGACAUUAUUCUUCGAUUGGUAUAGUAGAAAGAAAGUUUCAUCAAUGUCAUCCCAGACAAACAGUAAGGGUAAGGCGGAAACAACACGUGAAAUAACCAAUAACGACGCUUUUCACUAUUUCUGCCACCAAAAAAGUAGACAGACAGGGGAGAAAUUCCUCUUGGCUUUAGGAGCUGCUGAAUGGCGUAAACUUUCUGACCAAGAAAGGGACAACUACAAAUCAGUGUAUCAAAAGAUCGUAGAUUCCGGAUAUUGCAUGCAUAAAUUAGGAUUGAUUCCAAUCCACGGAAAAGAGUCAAUUGCGAAAUGGCCGAAGCAAACAAUGCUGAUGAAAACAGUACGUGGAUACCACUACUUGAAGAGGUCUCUACAAUUGAAUAAAUUGGAUGAAGAUGUCCGGGAUCAAUUAACAAUAGAAUGGAGUAAUCUAGGAAAGUCUGAGAAAAAUGCAUUGCUUGAGGAACUCAAGCAAUUGGUUUACGAAGGUAAGGGUGAAUGUUCGACACCAGAAAUGAUUACAAAGAUAGUCAAUAUUGGACGGAGCUUAGACUCGCAAACUGAAGGAAUAGUGCCCACGCGUGAUAAAGUAAGGCUCUAUUACAUCAGGAAACGAUCAAAAGAGUUGUCCAUUACAGGUUUGAGGCCCCUGGCAAUCAAUAAAAUGGCUCUGAACGAGUGGAAAGAAAUGACGUUGCAGGAAUAUGAUAAAAUUGACAGGGAGUAUAGAUCUAAAAUGCCGUCAGAACUGCAAAUUGAUUCGACAGAGAAAGAUGGAGGCAAAGGAAAUUAG